UAUUUUCCAAUAGCUAUAUCUAUAAGCAGUGUGCUCUAGACCACGAAUUUAGAUAGUUUUGUUUUUGAUCUUUAAAAAUGCGUCUCUUCUUUGGACUGUUAUCAAUUUUUGGUCUUACGUUGAUGUUUGCAUUUAUCACUAGAGCUGAAUCAUCUGGAAAGUCCCGGAAUCGAGAAGAUCGUUUUGAUCUGGAGAACGAGAGUAUUGAAAGUAGGGAGAUCGACGAACUUAUGGCGUCAUGUGAAAGAGCAGAGAGUGCGGAAAACUAUAGCUGCCGGCAGAGGAAAACGGAGUACCCGAAGCGAAAGACUUUUUACUUUGCACUUUGAGAAUGAUGUUUGUGGUUAUAGUGAUCCAAUAAAUAUA
Drosophila suzukii is the source of this 366-nucleotide messenger RNA. RefSeq lists its product as uncharacterized. Lineage: Eukaryota; Metazoa; Arthropoda; Insecta; Diptera; Drosophilidae. The record is from RefSeq and is a predicted model, not a curated record.